Messenger RNA from Anolis sagrei ordinatus, 2491 nucleotides. It is a transcript of the gene STPG2, whose product is annotated as sperm tail PG-rich repeat containing 2. The record is from RefSeq and is a predicted model, not a curated record. NCBI's taxonomy places the organism in Eukaryota, Metazoa, Chordata, Lepidosauria, Squamata, Anolidae.
AAGAAAACUAUGUCUUGAUUUAAGUCGUUGACGUGCUGGCUGAUACCCAAACAGGGGAUGAGCUGGAGAUGUCUCUGCCUGGUCCUUUCACUAUUGGCUGCUACUUCCCGGUGACAGGUAUGCUCUAGAGAUCCAUCAUUGGUGGGGUUCAGAAUGUUCUCUGGAUGCUGGGUGAACUAUAACUUCCACUUGGGUGGGUCAUUACUCCCUCCUCCUCCAAAAAUAAAAACCCUUGUGGGAGUUGAAGUCCAAAACCUGUGGAGGCCUAAAGGUCAUAGCCACGCCCUCUCCAAAGGCCUCAGGUUGGCUUGAGGGGGCGGGGCUUGCUUUUCGGGCAGGCCUGGGCGGCGUGUUAGGCCUCCGGUCGCCAUGGCAACGAGAGGCUAGCGCGCGAGGGAGCGCGCGAGCGAAGGUGGUGGGAUGUAUGACCGGGCCCCGCGCGCCUUGACUCCCACUUUGGGCUGCACCCAGUCGCACUUGGGACCCGGAUGUUACGACUUGCCUUCCCAGAGCAGGCCACUCCGAGAUGGUUUUGCUCCAUUUCUUUCUCUGGCAAGUCGUGGUCUUGAAACCGUUAGUCAAAAUGCUGAAGAUGAUAUUCCAGGGCCAGGACAUUAUGAAAUUGACAGAACACAGAAAGCUAUUAAAGGAGGGCAAAGUCUUCAGAAUAAAGAGAAACGUUUCAGAGAUAUCCAAACUCAUACUCCUGGACCUGGAACAUAUGACGAAUCUCAUUCAAUGGCUCAGGAUAUCAUAAAGCCGAAAAGAUCAGCUCAAGUAACUGCUGCACAGAAACUUGCAAACAGUAUCAAAGUCUUCCGGAAGACAGAAGCUCCCUCUAUCCCUUCGCAGGGACAAGCAUACGGUUAUGAAGAGUUGGGUGAUGGCACUCUUAUGAGGCAUACCCCUCCUUCAAGAGACAGUACCUUGGGUCCAGCUUACUAUCAGAUGAAUACUAAUGAAACUUAUUCCACAAUGAAGUAUAAAGGAGUGCAUUUUGGCAAUUUGACAGAAAAGCGAUAUGAAUUUAAGAUUCAAGAUGGCCCUGGACCUGGAGACUAUGAUGUAAUUACGGAAAAUGUGCCGCAUUAUGAAAACGUCAACAUCAAGAAGGAGGACCAGAAAAAACAUGACCUCCGUGUUCCACGCUAUCAUGAAGUAAUUGUAUUGCAAGAAGAAAAGAAGGGUGUUCCUGGUCCUGGCCAGUAUGACAUAAGAGGUCAAUUUGAAAAGGGUAGUAUAGCGCAAAGUGAAUCUCGCCGUGUUCCUUUUCUUUCUCUUUCCCAGAGGUUUGCCCCAGUGAAAUCAGCCACCCCAGCUCCUGGCACAUAUAAUGAAACACGCUGUGCUCUUGAGUCCUUGAAUAAAGCUGGUAAAACAAAAAAUGUUCCAUUUGGCCAUACCUCUGUUCGAUUCACCCAGGACUACAGGCUACAGAAAACACCAGGUCCUGCAUUAUAUAAUGUCCCCAACUACAGAAUUGCAGCUGAAAGUCUGAGAAAGGAAGCUCCAGAAAAAAAAAAGAAAGGAGCAUUUGGUUCUUCAGUUCCUAGACUCUUAUAUUUAGUUAAGAGGGAAGCUUUUAGUACUCCUGGUCCAGCUGAUUAUCAGGUCAAAGAGACCACUGAAGAGCCACAUAAAAAGAAGAAGCAAUUAUCUGUUUUUGUUUCAGCAACAGAAAGAAUUCCAGAAAUUAGUAAGGACGCUCCACCACCAGGAUCCUACGAUGUUCAAAAAUCAUUUGAAAAAUCACAGUGUAAAACUGAGUAUUUGCCUCCACGAACCUUAAUGGCUAAAAAGAAACAUACUUCUUUUCUCAGUGGGACAUUUAGGGAAAGCGUAUCAAGGACUGAAAAGGAUUUGCCAGGACCAGGAGCCUACAACCCAGAAACAUAUUACACUAUAGCAAAACCAUCUUCCGGUGUUGCAGUCUGGGUUUCUCGAGUGGACCGUUUUAAAGAAGCAAAAGAUGACAUUCCUGGCCCUGGAGCAUAUGAGCUGAGUCCCCUGUUAAGAGAUACUGUCCUGAAGAAAACAUACAAUAUUACAUUAAACAAUCCACUUUUGAUCCAAGCAUACAAUUCUGCCUUCAGAUAUGUGCCCGUCAGAUCAAACAUAUUAUGUGGUCUCUGUACACCUAAUGAACCAGACUCAAAAAAGCAAAAUGAAGUCUUAGCAGGUGAUAGUAAAUGAAUUCUUAUGAAGGCUACCUUGUGAAGAAAUCUCUUCGGUUUGAUAAUGAUGUCCAUCAACUGUUCAGAUAAACUAUAUUUACCUCAAUAACCUUCAAAAAUAUAAAGAAAAGCUCCUAAAAUUAAUUUUCUUCUUCUUUUUCAAUUUCUCUUGAUAGUACCAGGUUUUUGUUUUUGUUGGGUUUUUUUUUUUGCAAAUUUUCUCCCUACCAUUUAGUACUUUGGUCUUUUACAGAUGUAUCUCUCAUAUUUUCUUUACAUACACUUCCAGACUGAAUAAAAUUAUUUAGCAAAUUAAU